AUGAGCAAGUUUCGGGGGCCUUAUUACGACCGCCGAAGACAUCCUUGGCAGUCAGACCAACUGACCCUGGCCAGGCGGAAACAGCCGUCGCACCCCAAGGGACGUGCACCCAUCAGCGGUAGGGAGCCUUCCUCCUACUUCGACGGUUGUCACCAAAGGUCGCCCCCUCGGGGUCGGACCUAUCGCAGCCGGGGCGAGCCGGUGCAGGAUGCCGCGGUUCUCAGGGGAUCGCUGUUCGAUCGAAACACGCUCGGAUUUGGCGGCAGCCGCUCAGAGAAGUGCCACCUUUGCCCGUGUUACGGGGUGGCGGUUACUCGCGCGCCACAACCUAUCGGAGGACCCGUACACACGGUCGGCCUCGUCCUGUCGUCUGGCAACCACCCACGCAGACACCAGGCCUUUUUAGAAGUGGGGGUCAGACUGGUGGAGCGGGGGUCUCCUCACAGCCUUCCUCUCAUGGAGUCUGGGAAGAUCCUGCCGGGGGUCCGGAUCAUCAUCGCCAACCCAGAGACCAAAGGACCAAUGGGAGAGUCGCACCUGGGAGAGAUCUGGGUGCAGAGCGGCCAUAACUCCAGCGGGUACUUCACGGUGUACGGAGACGAGGCGCUGCAGUCCGACCACUUCAACUCCAGGCUGAGCUUCGGAGACACGCAGACCCUCUGGGCUCGAACCGGGUAUCUGGGGUUCCUGCGGCGCACCGAGCUGACGGACGCCAGCGGGGAGCGACACGAUGCUCUGUACGUGGUCGGGGCUCUGGAGGAGGCCAUGGAGCUCAGAGGGAUGCGUUACCAUCCCAUCGACAUCGAGACCUCCGUCAUCCGGACGCACAAGAGCAUCACCGAGUGCGCGGUGUUCACCUGGACCAACCUGCUGGUGGUGGUGGUGGAGCUGGACGGAUCGGAGCACGAGGCUCUGGAUCUCGUGCCCCUGGUAACCAACGUGGUUCUGGAGGAGCACUACCUGAUCGUGGGCGUUGUCGUGGUCGUGGACAUCGGCGUCAUCCCCAUCAACUCCCGUGGCGAAAAGCAGCGAAUGCACCUCCGCGACGGAUUCCUAGCCGACCAGCUGGACCCCAUAUAUGUGGCGUACAACAUGUAGCGCCCCCUGGUGGACAACAUGGAGGCGGAGGAAAGGAAAAAGAAGUUCUGCCCCAGAGACUGAAACUAUAAAAAACCGGAGUCAGACUUUUUUUUACGCUGAUUCGUCGCUACGUGCUGCUGCCAACUUAGCUCCCAAAAAUCCAGUGGUUGUGUUGUAUUAGCGCUCAGGCCGUGCUUUUAUUUUGAAGGAUGCAAAAAUGUGCAGCAAACUCCAUUCAAAGCAAGAAAGUUCUUUCCUUUUUUUACCCGAAAUAAGUGUCAAUCCUGGAGGCGGAGAAGAGGACAAUCGCUAACGAAGAUUCUGGUUUUUAAAUUGCGUUCGGUUCAAGUAUUUGCUUGUUUGUUUUUUCUUUAAACAUAAAAAAAAGUCAGGCUAUUUUUUGAUAUUUACACAAAAACAAACAUCUGUGGCAUAGAUGAUAUUUUAUCAAAUCACAGAGAGCGGGGUAUGUUUUGAUACGAAGGUCGGGUCGCAGCGAACUUUACGAUGAGGUACGACACGCUUGUUUCAUGCUAGCUUGUUGUUUUUGUUUGUUUUGUAAACGUUACUUUGUUUAUUAUUUUCCGAACCGUCCGUCCCGUUUCAGCGGGAGGUCAGUGUGCUAAUAGCUAACAGCUGCAGCCUUUAACUCCAGUUACUGUUCAACAACACAUCAUUUCAUAUCAUGUAAGUAUGUACAAAAAGAAACUGAUUUAAUUUAUUUUGUUUCUCUUUUAGAAGUUUACGAUGAGACAUUCAAGAAUGUUUUGCUCUUGAAUAUUUGCUAUUAUUACAAAAAAACACCUAAAAAGCAUUGUAUUAUCUGGAGGGAAACACACUCAUGGACGGGGAAAUAGAAAUAUAUAUAAUUAUAGAUUAUAUUAAACGUUAGGGAUUCAAAGAAUAAAGACACAGGUCGAACUGCAUGUUGGUCUGAAAUGUUUAAAUCAGUGAAAUUAAACCUAUUUAUGAGUUUUAUUCCACAUGAAGAAAUCUGAACCAACUCUUGUAUUAUAUUAAGUCUUUAGAAGUUCAGUUUUUUACAAUAAAAAGUAGGAAAGAUAUGAAAAGUCAUCCUUGCCCUUAAAUGACAAAUACCAGUGUUUACAGCCCAGCCCAAAAAAACUAGUGCCGUUGUAUCUUAAACAUUUUAAAAUAUGUUUUAUGUAUGAAUUUAUAAUCCAAAACAUCACAGAGAAAAAAUUGAAAUAUUCUUCUCCCUCUAUUUUGACUCCGUAACACAGUGACAUCACUAAAAACACCUCUAUAAGUAAAAUAAGAAUACAAAUAUGUGCCGUUUUCAAAGAAGAGAUGUGUUUUGAUGGCAGAGGAAUAUUAUACUAAUGUCACUUUUCAGAUAUUAUUAUAUUUUUGGAUCAGAACUCUUCAUAUGUCGUGUUUAUCAGGGAGCAAAUGCCAUCUCUAAAAUGAAACUCCUCCAUUCAAACAGACCAACAUGCAGAGCAGGAUUAAUUUAGGAACAUUAAAAUAAAGAAUCCUCAGCAACUCGUCAGAGGGACGGCAGGAAGGCGAGCAGCCGCUACGAUUGUAAAUAUCGAAAAAGUCAAAAGUCCGUCUUAUUUUUUACACGGACCGAUCAAUCAGGGCUCGAACUGAGAUGUCACGGCAGGACAUAAAAGACUGAAAACAGGAAGUGGAGAGCGGAGAGAGGUUUAGCAGGAAAUACGAGAAUGUUCUAGUUUCAACACGAGAAAAAAAAGCACUUUCUUCACCGUUUGUUUCUUUCUUUAAUCA
Notothenia coriiceps (black rockcod) is the source of this 2835-nucleotide messenger RNA. Its product is annotated as disco-interacting protein 2 homolog C-like. Lineage: Eukaryota; Metazoa; Chordata; Actinopteri; Perciformes; Nototheniidae. The coding region runs from base 1 to 1098 and encodes 365 amino acids. The record is from RefSeq and is a predicted model, not a curated record. The transcript has 9 exons.